UGAGAGUGGGAUAGUCAAUAUAUACUUGAAGCUUUUCUCCUUAAGUGACAGUAAUGAUCGGUUAACUGAGCAUGUAAGAAGAAGAACGAUAAGUGACUUCCUUUUUGUCUUGUCUUAUUAGAUCCAAGUAAUAUUACACAGAACUUAGAUUGGCAGCAGAGGUGAAAGUUGUACCUUUUCUUUAAUUUUUUAACGACCAGCGAGUAGAAAAAGAUAUUCCAAGAUGAUAAACAAAUUGAAUCACGUGCCGCUAACUGUACCUAAUUACUCGUAUGCCUUCAAUUUUGAGAAAAACUUUGUUUACUCGGAUGCCCUUACGACAAUUACGAACCAUUAUCCAUACUGCUUCUACUAUUCUGCCAUUUAUGUCAUCCUAAUUUUUGCUGGAAAGCAUUACAUGUCAAAUAGGCCGAAAUUCGAACUGAGAGGUGCCCUUGCCUUGUGGAAUAUAUCACUUGCGGUAUUUUCCAUUUUUGGAUUUCUUAGAAUGUGGUCGGAAGUGUAUCACAUAUUAAGCUAUCAUGGGUUCUACCAUAGUAUCUGUAUACCUAGCUUCCUUACGCAAGAUCCCGUUGCUGCAUUUUGGUCACUGUUGUUCAUCCUAUCAAAGAUCGUGGAGUUCGGCGACACAGUUUUUAUUGUACUACGUAAACAGCCGUUGAUGUUUCUACAUUGGUACCACCAUGUAACAGUUCUUCUUUACGCAUGGCUAUGUUUUGUAGAGACUACAGCAUACGCCAGAUGGAACUCUAUAGUAAAUUUUUUCGUUCACUCCUGGAUGUAUUCUUAUUAUGCUUUGAAAGCAACGCGCUUUAAUCCACCAAAAUGGAUCGCCAUGCUGAUCACUACGUUACAGACAGUACAAAUGAUUUGGGGUUGCUUUGUAACUAUUACGGCUUACAGCUAUGUAAAAAGCGGUCAAGUCGAAUGCCACAUUAAGCCCCAUAACGCGAAAAUUGGUCUGUUGAUAUACUUGAGCUAUUUCAUUCUCUUCGCUAGAUUCUUCAAACAGGCUUACCUGUCUAGCAAACGUGGAAUGAAAGUCAAAAAGAAGAAUAAUAUUAAUGACAAGCUCAUCAAAGCUAAUUGAAGCACAUGAAAAUUUCUGAAAACUUUUUCUAGGGAUGCAUCCAAGUGACGUCUCUUGUAAAUAUUCUAUCAGAAUUAUUUUACAAGUACAUAUAUUUAUAUUUGUGCAUAUACAUUUCAAGAAAUGUAAUAGAUUUUUCAAGUCUUUGUUAACAAGUGUAAAAUCACGAGUAAAAUAAUACAACAUCAAUUGUUGUACAUUGAAUUUAGCAAUAAAUUUCAUGGCAACUCGCUUGGUACGAGUAGAGGAAUUAAUAAAGAUAUUUUUAAGGAGA
Molecule: messenger RNA, 1364 nt
Organism: Bombus impatiens (common eastern bumble bee)
Lineage: Eukaryota; Metazoa; Arthropoda; Insecta; Hymenoptera; Apidae
Product: elongation of very long chain fatty acids protein 6
Exons: 3
Coding region: 224-1090 (288 amino acids)
Biological process (GO): fatty acid elongation, saturated fatty acid; very long-chain fatty acid biosynthetic process; sphingolipid biosynthetic process
Cellular component (GO): endoplasmic reticulum membrane
Molecular function (GO): fatty acid elongase activity
Source: RefSeq, a predicted model, not a curated record